Molecule: messenger RNA, 414 nt
Organism: Arctia plantaginis
Lineage: Eukaryota; Metazoa; Arthropoda; Insecta; Lepidoptera; Erebidae
Source: the annotation of a GenBank genome assembly
AUGGACAAAAACGGUUACUUUUUCUACGUCACGUCCACCGCUAAGAAAAAGAAGAUCAACCUCAUGCAGCCUAAACCUCCUCGCGUAGCCUUCGUCGAUGAAAAGCGUCGGCCAGGGGUGGCUGAACGAGUGUACACUAAUAUCUCUAUUCCAAAUUCAAAUAAUACAUCCAGUGUGGCCCUAACCGCCACGGAGAACGGACGUGGGGACUAUAUGACGCAGCGAGGCAUUUCGCCCGCGCCACGCGCGCGUUUGUAUACGCAGCUCGAAAGUUACCAGCCGAGGUACCAUACUAUUCGUGAUAACAGUGAUAAGAAAGUGGAGAGUGAGUGUAGGAGAAAGAAGAAGGAGAGAGAAAGGAUUGUUGCUUACCAGCCGGUUGCAAGGUUAGUGGUGUUUGUUUUGGUUUUUUAA